AAAAAACCCAUAAUUCCGACAAUUUCUCCCUAAGCCUUCCUCUUUGUCCACUCCCCAGAAAAUACAGUAGAUUAUCUAAUUUCUGACCCCGCUUUCGGAGAUCAAGAUGAAAGAAAAAGUCAAAGCAACUCUCCCUACCUAAACCAUGAAAGGAUAAUCAUAUUUAUAAAUUAAGGAAAAGAAAAGAAAUAUUUAAGAAAAUGUCAGCUUUUCAUUUCUCUUGCUUUGUAUAAUUCAUAUAUAAAUUCGUUCUCAUCUGAAUCUCUUUCUUCUUUAUUGCCUAUUAAUGGACACUGAUUUCUGGACCUCUCGUAUAGCCGCCGCCAAGAGGCAAUUCAAUCUACAGCACCACCACCAUCUCAGCAACAGCAGCGGCGGGGGUGGCCACCACUCCUCUCAAUUGGAUCGGUUUAACAUAGAUGAUUUCGAGGUUGAAGAAGAGGUCCGACCUGAUUUCCCAUGCCCGUAUUGUUACGAGGAGUUUGAUAUUGCCUCCCUUUGCUCACACCUAGAAGAUGAACACUCUUUCGAAUCCAGAGCCACCGUUUGUCCUGUUUGCUCAGUUAAAGUUACAAGCGAUAUGUUAAGUCACAUAACACUGCAACAUGGAUACUUGUUCAAGUUGCAGCGACGUCGUAGUAGGUCACGUAGAGUUGCUAUUCCCAACAGUCAAGCACUCUCUCUGUUGGGAAGGGAUCUGCGCGAAGCCCAUUUACAGUUGCUUCUUGGAGGCAGUGGAUAUCGAUCAAACAAUGCAACUUCAUCCAACGCAACCACUGAUUCUUUUCUCUCGUCUCUUGUUUCAAAUUUGUCUGCAUCUGAAACUGAUGAAAUUUCAAAAUCUGUGAUGUCAAGUAUCGGGGACAAUUCCUCUACGCGUGUGACCUCACAAAAUAUAUGGAAGUCAAGUUUUGAUUCAUCUUUAAGUCGUGAAGAGCGAGAAAAGGGAACGAGACAGGCAGCAGGAAGAGCUGUUUUUGUCCGAGAUCUGCUCAUAUCAACUUUGUUAGCUGACUAGUGGAAGCAUUUUGUAGGUGUCGAGGCUAGUUUACAGUGACUGGUAAACCCGGAUGUGAACAGGCUAUGUUGAUGAUGAUAUUAACAGGCUGGAAAACUGCGAAGGCCAAGUGACACCAAGGAUGCCGACUCCUGGAAGUCUAAUAUAUUGAAUUGCAAUGGAGGAACAUUAUUUAUCCAAUGUAGAUGAAUUUUCUCAAAAAUGUCACAGCGAAUUGUAUGUCUGAAUUGAUAAUAUGUAUCCAUCUUUAAUCUAAGCUAAACUAAACGUAAUUUGGCAUCAUGGUUAGUAAUAUUGCAAGAUCUUCAGACUUCGAACA
Molecule: messenger RNA, 1337 nt
Organism: Olea europaea var. sylvestris
Lineage: Eukaryota; Viridiplantae; Streptophyta; Magnoliopsida; Lamiales; Oleaceae
Product: protein DEHYDRATION-INDUCED 19 homolog 4-like
Exons: 6
Coding region: 287-1018 (243 amino acids)
Source: RefSeq, a predicted model, not a curated record